Molecule: messenger RNA, 2244 nt
Organism: Cydia splendana
Lineage: Eukaryota; Metazoa; Arthropoda; Insecta; Lepidoptera; Tortricidae
Exons: 2
Coding region: 13-2244 (743 amino acids)
Source: RefSeq, a predicted model, not a curated record
AAAUUCAAAGCUAUGCCUAUAGAAUCGCGCAUCGAAAAAAUAAACCAGUUAAGUCUUUGUACUAAUUGUCUUCGCGCAGGGCACGACGAACAACGCUGUCGACUUAGUUCAUGUCGUUUGUGUACCAAACGUCACAACACUCUGUUACACAUUAACACUCAAUCCACAGAACCACUGGCUAGCAAAUCAUCUACUAAAAGUGACGGUGUCUUACCUGGCGUGCAGGACCAAUCUAAACCUGCACAAGACAACAUCACACUAUCUUCUAUACAUCGCAGCCAAGCUCUUCUUUCCACUGCUAUAAUCAAUGUUCAAGACCACUCUGGUCAAACACACAAGGUCCGUAUUAUGCUAGACAACGGAUCAACUAUUUCAUUCAUCACAGAAUCUUUACAAAAACAAUUAGGGAUACCCAGUUAUUCCACAUUUACCUCAGUUAACCUACUGGAGGACAAAACAACAAAAGCCACUAAAAAAUGUGACGUCACUAUAUCGUCACUAUACGAUCGCAAUUAUACAACCGAUGUUGAUUGCUACGUUUUAUCUCGGAUCUCCGAUCUCAUACCUACUAAUCCAAUUAAUUGCAAUGCUUUCGAAAUUCCCUCUCACAUCCACCUCGCGGACCCAUCAUUCUCGGAACCGUCAGAGGUGCAGAUGCUGCUGAGCGCUGACAUAUUUUGGGAUGUACUUUGUCUAAAUAAGAUAUCCCUAGGCAAGAAUCUACCAUUACUAGUCGAAUCAAAACUAGGGUGGCUAGUAGUUAAAUUACAAAACUCAAACAAAACAAAACAAAAUACAGUCCACUGCCAUUUCUCUAAUACAGAGCUAGAUCACAAACUAAACGAUUUUUUUGAUAAUGAUGGUUUCUCUAAUAUCGAAAAGGUGUAUAACAAAUCUAAAUCUGAUAGCGAGUGUGAACGAAUCUUUACAAGUACUACCACGCGCCACUCGGAUGGGAAAUUCAUUGUAACGGUACCACUUAAAGAAUCCCCCGAGGUGUUAGGUAACUCUAAAGAACAAGCUUUGACAAGAUUUCAGUCAUUAGAGCGCAAAUUCAAACGCGAACCGGAAUUCAAAGAGCAAUAUACUAAAUUUAUGAAGGAAUAUUUACAGUUAGGUCAUAUGUCAGAAAAUAUAGACUCUCAAAACGAUACAUUCUCUUAUUUUCUUCCACAUCAUGGAAUUUUGCGCGAGGGGAGCCUCACAACAAAAUUAAGAUCUGUUUUUGAUGGAUCAGCUGUCACAAGCUCAGGGAAGUCAUACAAUGACAUUCAACACAUAGGCCCGGUUGUCCAAGAUGAUUUAUUGAGCAUUCUCAUUCGAUUCCGACAACAUAGAUUUGUUGCAACUUCGGAUGUAGCUAAAAUGUAUAGACAGAUUUAUGUAAGAGAAGAUCAACGAAGUUUGCAGCAAAUCCUAUGGCGGCCUGAUCCCACACAACCAAUUAAACCAUACAAACUAAACACGGUCACAUACGGCACGGCCUCAGCUCCCUGGUUAGCGACAAGAACACUAAAACAAUUAGGUAUCGAUUGCAAGGACGAACUUGCACGUGAAACGAUUUUGCAUGACUUUUACGUUGAUGAUUACAUCACUGGUCAUGAUGAUGAACAAACACUCAUACAUACAUGUCAAAAUGUCAUUAGCGAGCUAGAACCCGCUCAUUUCAUGUUACGAAAAUGGCGGUCUAACAAACCGUCCAUUCUAACUCAAAUUGUAAAUGAAAACAAUGAUGAUGAUUUUCUAAAUCUAAACAACGAUGAAUAUGCCAAAACUUUAGGCCUACUUUGGGCUUGUAAACGAGACACAUUAUUGUUUUCAUUGCCACACACAAUUAAAACACCUAAAACAAAACGCACUAUUUUGUCCACUAUAGCGCAAGUGGAAGAAACUCGACCACUUACGACACUCUCCAAAUACAUGAGAGUUCAACAGCUCAAGGCUCAUUUUUGGAGAAGAUACUCAAAAGAAUAUAUUUCAGAGCUCCAGUCCCGCAGCAAGUGGCGCACUCAGGGUGCGCAUCCACAGCUGGGCGAGAUGGUCAUCAUCAAGGAUGACCGCUUACCACCCUACCGAUGGCUGCUCGGACGAGUCACAGCCGUCCACCCGGGCAGCGACGGCGUCAACCGCGUCGCCGACGUCCUCACCACUACGGGGACCCUGCGCAGGGCAUACAAUCGGCUCUGCCCACUUCCAUCGACGUUGGAUCAGGCAGCUCCUGACCCAAGGGGGGCAGCCUGUUAA